UGAGUCGUUGCAGAGAAAAAACCAGACGACCCUCCUUCCCGACAGAGUUUCCUCUCUUUCAUCUCUUCGCUCAUAGAGAGAGAGAGAGAGAGAGAGAGAGAUCAGAGUAAUCCUUCGCUCAAUCAACGGCAUGGAUCAGAUGCUGAACAAGGUCGGCUCGUACUGGUUCAGCAAUAGGGCUAGCAAGGAGUUCAAAUCCGCCGGCGAUGAUAUCAGCUCAUUGUCUACCAGUAUCGAAGGUGGAGCCAAAUGGUUGGUUAAUAAACUCAAAGGAAAAAUGCAAAAGCCAUUGCCAGAGCUGCUAAAGGAGUAUGACAUGGCAGCGGGGAUCUUCCCACGUGAUGCCACCAACUAUGAGUUCAAUGAGGAGACAGGAAAGCUCACAGUCUUCAUACCGGCAGUUUGUGAAGUGGGCUACAAGGACUCAUCUGUCUUGCGUUUUUCCACCACUGUUACAGGGUAUCUGGAGAAAGGAAAGCUAGUUGACGUAGAGGGGAUAAAGACAAAGGUGAUGAUAUGGGUAAAAGUGACUUGUAUCUCAUCUGACGGAUCAAAGUUGCAUUUCACGGCUGGGAUGAAGAAAACCAGGAGUAGAGAGGCUUAUGAGGUUCUUAGAGAUGGUGUAAGUGUAGAUAAGUUCUAAAGCUGGGCGCUUGUGAGGUAAUAUGUUUAUAAGCUGUAACACACCUUUAAAUUUUAAUGCUUGGACCAGUUUGCUUUGCCUCUUCCAUGAUUGACUAAUGUAAGUACGAAGACCAGUUGAAUGAUUGAAUCAAAUUUUAAAUGUUUCCUGUAGAUGUAGAAAAUUUAUUUUA
Messenger RNA from Alnus glutinosa, 815 nucleotides. RefSeq lists its product as uncharacterized. The record is from RefSeq and is a predicted model, not a curated record. The transcript is spliced from 3 exons. NCBI's taxonomy places the organism in Eukaryota, Viridiplantae, Streptophyta, Magnoliopsida, Fagales, Betulaceae. Bases 131 to 643 code for a protein of 170 amino acids.